UCAGAACAAUCAGUUGCCAUUGCAAGAAACCGAUCUCUCCUGGUAGAGAUCUCUAGUAAUUAAAUGGCGGAAGAUCCCGAAUUGGUUUCGUCGCGCUCUCAGUCUACUUCUCCCUUUCCUUCUCCUCCUUCAUCGUCGUCUUCUUCUGCUGCUACUACCCAGGAAUCUACCUCUGAAGACAUUCUCCCGCAAUCUCAGGUUCCACUAUUCUCCAGUUUUCCAGCUUGCCAAAAUGGUGUUUUUCCGAUGUUCCCAGUCAUGUACCCCGCUCUUAUUCCAGGCUUAAAUACCUUACAAAAUCAGGAACAGAUUAAUCGUGGAGCUGGCAUUUAUGCCGUUCCUACUUUCCCAUAUAUGGGGCCUGUUUCUGGACUUCCAUCUAACGCUCUUAUUCCCCUUACCUACAAUAUACCAACUAGACACAGUUCUGAGGCUGGGGUUGGGGCUGUGGGUGAAGAACAGGGGGAAGCAGGGCAACAGCCUGCACCUCAAAGACAAGUCGUUGUAAGGAGAUUUCAAAUUGCUUUUCAGCUUGAUUUGUUGCUUAUUCUAAAGCUGGCAGCAGUAAUCUUUUUGUUCAACCAAGAUGGAUCAAGACACAGGCUCAUUGUUCUUGUGUUUUUUGCUUCACUUGUCUACCUAUACCAAACUGGAGCUCUGACUCCAAUAAUACGGUGGCUGUCACAAGGCAUGCAGAGAGCAGCUGUGCCUCACCAUCCACCAAGGCCUGCUGUCAGGGCUGAUAAUGUUCCGGCUGCUGCAAGACAGGGAGUUGAGAAUGCUGCUGUAGUAGGUAGUUUACAUAUUAUUCUCUGCUAGAAAGAAAUAGCAUGUACACGUAGAUAUUUAAAACACAAGUGGGGCUGCAAUCAACCUGAGUGGCUGAACUUCUGGUUGAUCAGGUUGGCUCUGUCAAAAGGGACACAGCUUGAGCUCGUCUGGACCUCAAAGCAAGCCAUACAACUUCAGAUGAUUCAGAAGUUGCUUGGUGUUGGCUCUAUUUUGAAUGAGCCUGAACUUUGGUCUCCAGAUCAGGCACUAGCAAACAAACUAGCAGAGUUGAGUUGAGGUUGGUUCAUUGCAGCCUUAAUAUCAGGAAUAAUCUUGAUUUUUUUCUAAGAUGUCUUGAACCGUAGUUGGGCCUCAAGCCUCCCGUGAGCAACUUACCUUUGUAAAUGUGUCACGUACAUACACAUAUGUACUAAAACGUAUUUGUCCUUC
Molecule: messenger RNA, 1221 nt
Organism: Juglans microcarpa x Juglans regia
Lineage: Eukaryota; Viridiplantae; Streptophyta; Magnoliopsida; Fagales; Juglandaceae
Exons: 5
Coding region: 64-819 (251 amino acids)
Source: RefSeq, a predicted model, not a curated record